AUGCCAUCUCCCCUGGCAGACCCCGUCAAGCUCCCAUGUGGCCUGGUUUUGCCGAAUAGGCUCAGCAAGGCUGCAAUGGCUGAGAUGUUAGCUAAAAAUAACCACCCGACAAAUGCCCUGGUCGAUGCCUAUGAGCAAUGGUCGGACGGUGGAUGGGGAAGUAUCCUUACAGGAAACGUCCAAGUCGACGUAAACCACAUGGGCGGCCCCUUCGACCCAGCCCUACACAACGAAUACAAAGAUAGCGAAACCAACAGCGGCCUAGUCGCUCAAUGGAAGACAUACGCCGACACCUGCCAAAAACACGGCACGCCAGCCAUCGCCCAGAUCUCUCAUCCAGGUCGGCAGUCCUUCCGCGUUGCAGGCCACCGCGGCAUCUUCGCGCCGACACUCGCGCCCAGCGCCGUGCCCAUCAAGGUUGGAAAUAGCUACCUUGAGGGCCUGAUCGGGUGUCUUGUUUGGUCUGGACCCAAGGAAAUGACUACUCAGGACGUUGAGAGGGUUAUUCGUCAGUUUGUCGAUACUGCAAGACUUAUGGCCGAUGCUGGGUUCUCGGGUGUUGAGCUGCAUGGUGCGCAUGGAUAUUUGAUUGACCAAUUCCUCAACAGCAAGACAAACCUCCGCACAGACGCCUACGGCGGCACACCCGAAAAACGCGCCCGCUUCGUCCUAGAAAUUCUCUCCCAAACGCGCAAAGUCGUACCAUCAACCUUCGCAAUCGGCAUCAAACUAAACUCCGCCGACCACAGCUCCGCAACCUUCGAAGAAACAAUGACACAAAUCGCCCUUCUCGCCGAAGCCGGUAUUGACUUUAUGGAAAUCUCCGGUGGAAGCUACGAAGACCCAAAGAUGAUGGGUAGGGACACAGCCAAUCCCGCUGCAGCACCGAAAUCAGCACGCACCGCAGCGCGCGAGGCUUUCUUCCUCGAGUUCUCGAAGGAGGUGCGACAGCGUCAUCCUGAUCUUGUGCUUAUGUUGACUGGUGGGUUCCGCACGCGUGCUGGUGCUGAGGCGGCUAUUAGGGAUGGUGCUUGUGAUCUUGUUGGGAUUGGGCGGCCUGGGGCUAUUGAUCCGAGGUUCCCGCGUCUGUUGCUUGAUGAGAGUGUUGGUGAUGAGGAGGCAAGGAUGGUGUUGAAUAAUGUGGCUGUGCCUUGGUAUAUGCGGUUCCUGCCGUUGCAUCUUGUUGGAGCUGGGGCUGAGAGUGCAUACUAUUCUGGGCAGAUUCAGAGUCUGAGCAAGGGGAUUGCCACUGUUGCUCCUCUGUAG
Penicillium crustosum is the source of this 1266-nucleotide messenger RNA. Its product is annotated as NADH:flavin oxidoreductase/NADH oxidase family protein. The record is from RefSeq and is a predicted model, not a curated record. The transcript has 6 exons. Bases 1 to 1266 code for a protein of 421 amino acids. Gene Ontology annotation, molecular function: oxidoreductase activity; FMN binding. Lineage: Eukaryota; Fungi; Ascomycota; Eurotiomycetes; Eurotiales; Aspergillaceae.